AAUAAAAAUUAAGCUUCCUCUAUCCAAUCUAUCAAAAUCAUGGCUUCUUCCUCAUCAUCUUCUUCAUAUUCUUUGCUGCUCUUUCUCUCUCUACUUCUUCUACCGUAUAUUACUUCUUCCAAUAUUAUCACCAUACCCAUCUCACAUUUACCCAAAAACCCACAUCCAGAUCCUUACCAGCACCUCAGCUACUUAGCAAAUUCCUCUUUAAAAAGAGCCCACCACCUCAAAAAUCCCCAAACUACCCCUCCUCAUACCAACACCGAAAUCCCAUUUUUCUCCCACAGCUAUGGAGGCUACUCCAUUCCCCUGAGCUUUGGCACCCCUCCCCAAACCCUCCCCUUCAUGAUGGACACUGGUAGUGAUUUAACUUGGUUCCCUUGCGGCAAAAACUACCAGUGCAUCAAUUGCUCCACUUACCUCAACAACACCGCCGAAGUCAAAUCUUUUAUUCCCAACUUGUCCUCAUCUUCCGAACCCCUCGCCUGCUUGAACCCCAAAUGCGCUAUGGUUUACCCGAAAAUUCACUGCCCAGAUUGCAAACUCGGUUCGAAAAACUGUACCCGGAGAUGCCCUUGGUACACAUACCCCUACGGCUCUGGCGACACAAGUGGAAGUCUACUCUCUGAAACGCUGCACCUCCCUAAUCGACGCGUACCCGAUUUCCUUGUGGGCUGCUCCAUUCGCGCUUCCGACCAACCAGCCGCGGGCAUUGCCGGGUUGGGCCGCGGCCCAGCUUCUCUCCCCACCCAAUUGGCCGUCAAAAAAUUCUCCUACUGCCUUCUCUCUCGCCUAUUCGACGACACUAACAAAAGCAGCUCACUGGUCCUCGUCGGCGGAAAAGACUCCGUCAAGAAAACUAAAGGCAUCAGCUACACGCCGUUUGUGAAAAACCCAGAAGUCCCCGGAAAGGGGGCUUUCCUCACCUAUUACUACGUCGGCCUCAGCCGCAUCACUGUGGGAGGGCGGCGCGUGAAGAUUCCGUACAGGUACCUAAGGCCUGACAAGAACGGCUCCGGCGGGACCAUAGUCGAUUCCGGGACCACCUUCACGCAUAUGGCGCCUGAGGUGUUCGAGCUCGUGGCGGGAGAGUUCGAGAAGCUGAUGAAGGGCUACAAGAGGGCGGAGGAAGUGGAGGCUUUGACUAGGUUGAGGCCGUGCUAUAAUGUUUCCGGGAUCGAAACGCCGAUGUUUCCAAGCGUGACGUUUCACUUCAAGGGAGGGGCUGAGAUGGCGCUGCCGGAGGAGAAUUACAUGGCGCCGGCCGGUUGGAAGGUGCUGUGCUUGACGAUUCGGGGUGAUAAUUUGCCUGUGAUCUCGUCUGGGCCUUCUAUAAUUCUGGGGAGUUUCCAAAUGCAGAAUUACCAUGUGGAGUAUGAUUUGCAGAAUGAGAGGUUUGGGUUCAAGCAACAGCAAUGCAACUGAUGUCUUUUCUUUUUCUUUUGUUUUUUUCUAUCAAAGAAUAAAUCUGUGCAGAAUGAGAGAAUCAAACCCACCUGGUUCAUAAAGUACAUGCAAAAUAAAAAUAAACAUCAUUUGCACUCCACAAUCA
Molecule: messenger RNA, 1552 nt
Organism: Prunus avium (sweet cherry)
Lineage: Eukaryota; Viridiplantae; Streptophyta; Magnoliopsida; Rosales; Rosaceae
Product: putative aspartyl protease At4g16563
Biological process (GO): proteolysis
Cellular component (GO): extracellular region
Molecular function (GO): aspartic-type endopeptidase activity
Source: RefSeq, a predicted model, not a curated record